CGGACGACGAGACCGGAUGAUACGUUCAAGCUGAAAGUCCUGGUAGCUAGAAAGCUUUAGGGUAAUUGCCUGGAGCUCCUCCUUUCACGUCAGGCUCGGCAACCCCGACAUUUUCAACUAUAUACCCUGAAACGAAUUGCGACCCUGUUACACGGCCUGUCUUCUAAGCUAACGCUGAGCUCAAAUAACACAUCCAUUGCACUUCGCUCAACGUCAAGAUGGUCGAAACCCCGAUCGGAACGCAGUGAACCUAUAAUAUUCAGCUUCUUCUCUGUCGCACACGCCAAAAAGAAUCCAGGCGAGUUCCAAACACGCCACUCGUUGGCAGCCACACUCGCAGCACUUGGCUCGUCAAUUCCUCAAGUUGUAUAACCCCGGCUUUGUUUUCGUCUGGUGGAAAUUCAGAGGCCAUCGAAGAUGAGCGCCGGUACUCCUUCUCGUGGUCUGCGGACCCAAACCCAGGGCCAACCUGCACAAAGCAGAUCUACGGAUCGAGCCAAUGGCAGUACUCCCACUUCAGCUACACCAAGCCGGGCGGAAUUGUUUGAAGAUGAGAAAGAACGCAUAAAAUCAAGUUGUUUCUGGAAGAAAGACGAGGAUGAAAAUUUACUCGAGUCAUAUAUCACGCACAUCAGAGUCAUCGAAGAUGCAAUGUACCCAUCAAGCCCGCCGCCUCCGGACUCCGCUCCGCAGAACAAAAAGCCUCGUAUUAUAAUUGUGUCAGUGAGAAAAUCCGGACGCGUGAGAAUGCACAAAGCUCGAGAGAACGCCAAUGGCUCCUUUUCGAUUGGGAAAACUUGGGCGCUGGACGAGUUGACAGCCAUUCAGUCCUAUGGCGGCCCUCCGGCAGCAGAUCCUAGAGAAGAACAGCACCGACAAUGGGCGAGUGAUUUGGGGUUUCUCGUGACAAUUGUCAAACCCUACUAUUGGCAUGCCACUACCGGUAGAGAGAAGGACUUCUUUGUUGGAAGUUUGGUCAAGAUAUACAAAAUGUAUACCGGCGGAAAACUCCCACAACUGAUUGGAUUCGGGCAACAGGAGAUGGUAAGGCUCCACAACCAACUGGGAACAAGCCCUCGACCAAGCCCUGGUCCCAGUGAUGGUGCAUCACCAACGCCUUCUCCUGUCGCGACAGCGGCGCCUCCAUCGAUCAUGUCACGGCCCUCUCCAGUGAAGAGACCGCUUCAGGAAUCCAGCAAUCAGCGGCCUUCCAGCCGAGAUCAAACACAGCAGCUACCCCCGGCGUCGAGACAAUACGCUUCUCAGGGAGGAUCCACGCAGCAACGACCGCCGAGUCGCGACCAGAAACAGCCUGUUCCAAGGCCAUAUCCAGCCCCAGAAGCUUCCACGAUACCGCAACCGCCCCCUGGUCUUGAUCAAGCAGCGUCUCCGCCACGGCCUUACCCAGUUCCUCCACCUCUAUCAACCCAUCGGCCGUCAGGUCAUGAUCACGCACGUUCUCCUGGAAAGCCUGCGUCACAGGAAUCUAUCACAAAGCGACCUGGUAGCCGUGACCAAGCUCGACCGUUGCCUCAUCCAAUUCCAUCGCAGGAUGCGAGCGCUCAGCGGCCUCGUAGCCGUGGCCAAGAUCAGCCAGUUCCGACCCUCCACCCGCCGUCCGGGCUUCCACCUGCCUUAUCUAUCCAGCAGCCACCGCCUCGUCCACGAACGCCUGAAUCCGGGGCUCGUAAACCAGCAGAUGCAACUUCGAACCUAUCACCCCCCGUACCACCACAAAGUCCAAAUCGCCAGAGGGGUAAUGUCGCGAAACAGACUGGUGAUGCGCUGCAAACGCAGACUCUUGCUCACAAGCGACCAGCAGGAAGCUUUGGCGACGGUUUCGGUCCUGUGCUUGUCCCUGAAGAAAGACCUGAUACAGAUGAAGUCGGCCCCAACACUGAUUUGAAGUCGACAGCCUUGUCCAGACACGCCGCUCCCCUCCCGCCAAAUGUUCCCACUUCCCCUCCAUUUUUAGAUCAACAGCCUCCAGAAAGGAAGCGGCCAUCCUUGCAAGGCCCGUCUCACAGUGCCGGGCAAAAGAGCCUCGGUGGCGAAUCUACAGAUGUAUUCCUCACUCCUAAUGCCAGUCCAGGCGAGGAUGACUCGAAGGCAUCAGCGCCGAUCUUGGACAGAACCGCGCAGGAUGAGCCAGAGCCUGAAGCACAUUUGGCUGAAGCGGAAGCCUCUCGCGUAGCAGCUCAAAAGGAACCAAUACAGACCGCGACUGGCAGCGCAGCCGUCAACCCUACAGCUAUUGAAAGCAUGCCCUCUGCGAAGGAAAAUCAGGCUCCGUCUGAGUCUAACACAAUCAGCCCUCCUGUACCUCCUAUGCCCACUGAGCCAAAAGAGGAGGAAGUGCAUCGGCCUGGACUUGGGCCGAUGAUCAAGAAGAAGUCAAACAAGGACGUUGCUAGUGCUUUCCGCCGAGCAGCUAAUGCUUAUAAUGCGUUCAAACCUAGAGCAGGUGGUGCCGGGCAGCGUCUGCGAGAGCAAAAUGAAAACAAGAGUAACGAGCCCGAUGGAAUUACUGGAGUCGUGCCAGCACCGUCUCUUGCGCGAGUCGCCCAGCAGAAUAAUAGCAAUCCUUCAAUCUCAGAGCAAAUAGCUCCCGAAGUACCCAAGAGCCAAACUGGUGAUGCGGUGCCGGAGGUCAAAGUCUCGGACGAGACUACUAAGCAAAAAGACAGGUUGCCAGCCCCCAAGGCUGAGAAGUCAAGGACGCCUUCUCCAGAUAAAGCAGCUGCAAAAGCAAAGGCUGCUGAGAUUCGGCGGCAGAAGCGGCGUUCAGGAAUGAUCAAAUACGUUGCUGCUCUGGAUAUUGACCCUGGUCUCCUUGAAGGUAGAACAGCCGACAUCGAUGCUGUCUUCACAGACCAUGGAUGGAUGGGAGACGAUCAUCAGAAAACGGUCGAUACUUUAAUGGCAGAUAUUCGAAGAGAUAUUGCUCGUGUUGAGGCGGGGAGUUGGCUCAAUCAUUUGGAUCAAAAGGAUGAGCGCAUUGAGGCCGUUGAGAAGAUGCUAGAUACAGCAAUUGCGGAAUGUGAUGAACUCGAUGGUCUGUUGACCCUCUAUGGUGUCGAGCUUAGCACGUUGAACGAUGAUAUUGCCUACAUUGAGGCGCAGUCCCAGGGCUUGCAGGUUCAAACUGCCAAUCAGAAACUGCUCCAAGCGGAGCUAAAGCAGUUGCUGCAAACAGUUUCUAUCUCAACGUCCGAUCUCCAAACACUCAGGCAAGCUCAAUUUGGUUCGCCCGGCGGACUAGAGAUGAUCGAAUCCACCCUAUCACUUCUGUACAAAGCCAUGAUUACUAUUGACCCCACUAUAAAAGCUGCUGGAUCUACAACGGCUACAAGUGGCGGUGGUUACAGUGCUGAGAUUGGAAAUAUGCGAGCUUUGCAGGAGCGAAGAGAGGGUUAUAGAAGCGAAAGCACGAGAUUCAUGGCUAGAUUCAAGCGACACAUGGAUUCAAUGUUCAAGUUUGCCAUUGAUGAAGCGGCUCGAACUCAGCAGAAUGGCUUCGAUCCAAGUGGUGCGCCCAAGCUUGAUCAACGCGCGUACGAUCAAAUCCGUGGCCUCCUGUGGAGAUACAGCCCACUCCUCCUUUUCUCCCGGGAAAUCGAGCCUAUAGAAUGGCAAGAUGCGACGCGCUUAUACAUCGGACAUAUCAAACCAGCUUAUCAGGAAAAGUUUCGAGAGAAGUUGAGCGGCUGGCGGAACUCGGCAAAACGGCCUACUGGGGAGGAGCUCGAGAUUUUGUUCACAACCCAAGAAAAAGAAGCAGAAGGCCUUGCAACAACGGCACGUAAGCUGACAGUGAAGAGAAGUCAGACACUUGCAAGGAGUCUUCGCUCUUCUGGUGGUGAUGGGGCCGGCGCGCGAUUGGCAAAUGACAAGUCGCAACCUGGAAAAUUGCACGCAUACGAAGCUUUCACGACCGCACUCGAUGAAAUGGUACCCAUCAUAUUCCGAGAGCAGAACUUUGUUGUUGAUUUCUUCCACAUGUCAUCAUUGGAAGCGACCGAGUUCCCCGAUGCAGUUGCAGCCCUUCCGCCAAACCUAAGAUCGGGGACCGACCUUUCAUCCAAGAAACCGUUUGAUCCAGAUAGGAAUAUGGCAAAGCGUGUAAGCCAAGUUAUGCAAGAACUGUUCUCGUUCUGGCCUGGCGACGUUCAAGGAUUAGUGGACUGGACAUUACAAAUGGAUGCACUGCAAGGCAUCGGACUUCUCUAUGCACUCGAGCGAAAACUCUUGGACCUUGAAGAGAGCAAUCAGGAAUUCAUUGUGCAUACACUUCAGAAGGUACAUGAUCACCUUGUCAACCUUUUCACGCGCUUUGUCGAUGAGCAGAUCCGCGCCAUCGAAGAGACAAAGGUUAAGAUCAAGAAACGCAAGGGGGUCAUUGCAUUCAUGCGAGUGUUUCCAAACUUUUCCACUGCAAUUGAGAAUAUGGUCCCCCUCGUCGAUGACAAGGAUGAGUACGAAGUCACAGAUAUGAUUAACAAUGCAUAUCAAAGGAUCAGCAGAGCCAUGUUUGAAAGCUUGCGCGUCAUUGCAAAGGAAGGCCCAACCGCAAUGGCAGGUCAUGGCGUGCAAGGGCAAGGUGCCGGUGAUCCAGAGGAUAAAGAAGCAUUGAACUACCACAUUUUAUUGAUCGAAAACAUGAAUCAUUACCUCAACGAAGUUGAAUCUCGUGAUAGUGCGGUCCUUGAGUCCUGGAGGGAGCAAGCUGCUAGAGAGAUGGCUGAGCACAUGGAACUUUACAUUGAUGCUAUUAUCCGUAGGCCACUUGGGAAGCUUUUGGACUUUGUCGAGUCCACCGAAGCAGUUAUCUCCGCCACCUCUGAUCCUACAUCUAUCGCAUCUCGCGCGUCGCAUUCACGGCAAACGUUCAAGAAGAUUGUUUCGUCCUAUGACAUUCGGGAACUUCGACGUGGCGUUGAAGCUCUUCGUAAGCGAGUGGAGAAGCAUUUCGGAGAAGCAGACGAGCCAAAUCUUAGCGCUGCUCUGGUGCAGAAGGUCCUCAAAGAGUGCGAAUCGAGAUACCUUGACGUGGCGGACCGAACUCGACGCAUUGCGGAGACUGUCUACGAUGGCGGCGCUGCUGACAUCGAAUGGCGUAAAGAUGAUAUCCUUAACGCAUUCAGGCGCUAGAACGUCAACGCCAUUUAUCAUGUGUUUGGUGACUUUUAAAUAUCUUUUCACUCUGUUUCUCAAGUUUAUACUGUUUGAGUGGGCCUGAUUCUGCCUCGAAGCCCCUUUCUAGAAGGAUCCUGGCGGCUAUGUCAUAUUUUUCCUCUUGCAAUUGUUUUGCUCAUACCCGGAUCGAGGUUGGGGUGCCUUUUGUAAAUGUUGGUAUGCCACACCUGUAUGUUGCAUUAUUCCCGGGG
Xylona heveae TC161 is the source of this 5387-nucleotide messenger RNA. RefSeq lists its product as hypothetical. The record is from RefSeq and is a predicted model, not a curated record. Gene Ontology annotation, cellular component: exocyst; plasma membrane. Lineage: Eukaryota; Fungi; Ascomycota; Xylonomycetes; Xylonales; Xylonaceae. Gene Ontology annotation, molecular function: phosphatidylinositol-4,5-bisphosphate binding. The transcript is spliced from 5 exons. The coding region runs from base 418 to 5151 and encodes 1577 amino acids. Gene Ontology annotation, biological process: Golgi to plasma membrane transport; exocytosis.